Molecule: messenger RNA, 1052 nt
Organism: Culicoides brevitarsis
Lineage: Eukaryota; Metazoa; Arthropoda; Insecta; Diptera; Ceratopogonidae
Exons: 1
Coding region: 89-970 (293 amino acids)
Source: RefSeq, a predicted model, not a curated record
GUAUUUCAAAACAAUAUUAUUUACCGCCAAAGUGAAAAUCAACAAAAAACUUGAUUUCUUAUUAAAUUUAAAUUGAAUAUCGUAAAAAAUGGAGACCAGAGCAUCAAAACGUCGUCGUUUAACUGAUGAACUCGAAAAUAUUAAGCCGAAUAUUAAUGUGGACGACAAAACUGCCGUUAUUAAGAAGAAAAAUCUCAAAACUCCAAAGACUGAAAUCAAGACUGAACUCAUUCUCUACGAACCUUCAUUAGAGCAGCUCUCAUCACCGGACAUUUUGGACAUGAAAUCUCUAAUUAGGUACUUUGACGGAGACGAUCCACAGACAUUUAUGGAUCAUUGUCGCAAAUACAUGAAUUCUACGUUGAUGAGCAUUGUCGAGGAAGCAACUAUUCAGCAAGCAGAUACUCCAAUUUGGCAUCAAAUGCGCUUAGGACGCAUUACAGCCUCUCGCAUCCACCAAGCUAGUCGUUGCAAAACGAAAAAUGGAUCGUUAGUGGAUUCAAUCAUGGGGAAAAAGUCGGGCUGGUCUUUUGCCAUGCAACGCGGAACCGAUUUGGAAGACAGAGUUUUUGCCGUACUCAAGAAAGAACUCGCUUCGGAGAAAUUAAGACAAUGUGGGAUAUUUUUGGAUGCAAAUUUACCUCAUUUGGCGGCAAGUCCUGACGGUAUUGCCGAAAAUUUUGUUGUGGAAAUCAAGUGUCCCGCAACGCCAAAAACUCAUGCGGAAUAUUUGACUGUUGAGACUCUGAAUCCCAAGUACUAUGGACAAAUUCAAUUGCAAAUGCACAUUACGCAGCGCAAGAAGGCUUUGCUCGGUGUUGCUGAUUUGAAUUUCGAACGCAACAAGAAAGUAACUAAAGUCUGGAUUGAAUAUGACGAGGAUUACGUUAAGGAGCUCAUAGACGACGCAAAUUCAUUUUGGACUGAAGCUGUUUUCCCUAAAUUGCUCAAAUUUAAGACUAAAUAUUAAUUUAUAUUGACUUUGUUUUUCUCAACAAUUGUUAUUUGAAAAUAAUUUAACAAGCUUUCUAAAAUAAUUAUUUUUUCAUUUA